CCUGAAGUCUUGUCUAUCACUGCGGCACAAUCAAAGGACAUGCUGCCUUUGAUCCAAGUCAAAGUCUGAGGUUCAUCAUGACAGAAUCAAUUACUGACAUUAAUAGCUACAAUGCUUUCGUUCCAGAACUCUUGACUGGUCGCUUCCGUGCCCGAAAGUUGGCAUCACAGUUCAAUGCACCGAUCUCAGAUGAAGCGACAGAAGAAGAAUUGAUGACACACCGCGGCGAACUUCUCAAGAAGUUCUUUGGUUCUCUCGGCAAAAACAGCUUUAUUGAACCACCGCUGAAUGUGGACUAUGGCUGCAACAUCCUGAUUGGUGAUGACUUCUACUCGAAUUUUGGGUAAGCAUACACACUCCGAUCACUGCUGUACGGCUUGUUGAUAGAUUCUCAGUCUUACUAUCCUCGAUUG
Aureobasidium subglaciale EXF-2481 is the source of this 413-nucleotide messenger RNA. RefSeq lists its product as uncharacterized. The record is from RefSeq and is a predicted model, not a curated record. Gene Ontology annotation, molecular function: acetyltransferase activity. Lineage: Eukaryota; Fungi; Ascomycota; Dothideomycetes; Dothideales; Saccotheciaceae. The coding region runs from base 78 to 347 and encodes 89 amino acids. The transcript has a single exon.